AACUCAAUCGUUACGAUAACCUUUGCAUUGUUACGUAUGUCAUGCGUAAUACUACUAAAUUGAAUACGCGUUUUUACAACAAUGUAAAAAAUAACACAACAUACUAACACAAUCAAACAUCUAAAUGUCAACAAUCCUAGUGAAUGGUGCCGGCUUAACGUUUGAUAUUUUAAAUAUUUAUUUUGUGUAUAUUUCUCACAUUUAAUCAAAAACUAUAAAGAAAUGUUUAAGAAUUUGACAUUCUCCUUUGACUUAUGAAAGCAGUUUCUAUAAAACUGUGAAACACUUUGAAGAAAUUUCUCGUAGAAAAAAGCUUUCCUUUAAAAUUUAAGUCCUUUUUCGUGGAUUGUGAUUAAAGAAACAUCGAGCAGAUCUAUCGUACAUCGGACCGACAUAACUCUUAUAAUUACCUAAUGGAAAACCUUGGUGAAAACGAUCCCCCCAGUGCAAGUUCCGACGAAAGUCGGUACGAAUUGGAUUGGGCUCAAAUAAGAUACGCUCUACAACCGCAUAGAGUAUUGUUUAUCGAUGAAUCUGAAUGUUGGCAAGAUUUCCACAGGUGUCGACAAGAAAACAUGGAUAAAUAUGGCAAUUACACUCCGGAACGUUUGUGUAAACGCUUCGUAAGCCGAGUGUUAAAACACAUAUUCCAAUUUGAUCUUAAUGAGGAAGAAUAUAUGUUACUUGAACUGCUAAAUCUACAUCCCAGUUUCCAAAGAACUGAGAUUGGUUUCCAGAAGAAAUUUAAUGUGGAAGAAAUUGACUUCGAACAGUACCCUCCGCUAGAAGGCACCCUAAUGGAGGAAGCCAAAGAUAACUUGAACAAUCACAUACUUAUGCCGCAGGCAGCACCAAUACCCCAAUCAGAAUUUCACUUGUCGAAAGAAAAUGCAGCCUUACUUUCGGUAAUACUUAGCGAUAGUGGAGAAUUGCCUUCAAAGAAGCGAUUACAGGAAAGCGAAAUACUAGAAAGAUUGCGGGAAAAUCAGCGAUUAUUUCAGUUAACGGGACGCUACAAAUACGAAAACACCAAUGCCAACAUUGAGGAAUUAAUUAAAAAAUUCAACAUACUAAAUGAUUUGAAAUUUAUUGUUGCAAGACUUAUCAAAUCCGCUUGUGAGCGCACUUCGAACCUGUAGAAAGAAAAUAGGUAUUUCCAAUACUCAGACAUUUGUAUAUUUUACUGAAUUGAAAUAUUCUAUCAAUUAGACAUAGUUUAAGUAUAUUAUUUCUUGGUAUAUAUAGCAUUUUACUUGUUGCAAUUUAAAAUUAAUAUUUAUUGUACAGAUAUUUGAUUUAUUGAAAUUUGAAAGUUAUAAAAAAAUGUCUGGUUUUCCGAAUGUA
This is a messenger RNA of Musca domestica (house fly), 1344 nucleotides long. RefSeq lists its product as uncharacterized. The record is from RefSeq and is a predicted model, not a curated record. Bases 414 to 1139 code for a protein of 241 amino acids. Lineage: Eukaryota; Metazoa; Arthropoda; Insecta; Diptera; Muscidae. The transcript has a single exon.